ACCUCAUCAAUGACUGUCAGCUCCCUCGAGCCUCCCAAGCAUCCUUCGACCGACGAUGCGGGUGGUCUCGCCGGCCCCUUCUUCCUAUCCUGCCCUUACUGCCAUUGGAGUACGCUCGAUAUCGGCGUAGAGUUCGAGAAACAUACAGGCAUCACACAGCAGCUGGCGAGGAUAAAGAACGGUGGUCAGGUUGUCCCAAGCCUCAAAGAGCGCGAGAAGGCGCGGGAAAAGCGGCGUGAAGCUCGGGAUGGACUCGCGCCUGCUCGCGAGGAUAUCUCCGUGGAAACCUCAGACGCUGCCGAUCCAACCUCACACGAGGAAGUGUUCUACAAUCUCUCAAGCUUCUAUAAGUCCCAACUCUCGCUCGGCGCAUCCUCUCAGCCCUUCUCACCACACCACGACAUUAACUUCAGCUCGCCGUCGUCUUUCUCCAGGAUCAUGAACCUCUACUCCUCCGCAUCGUCCAAGAAGCAGAAACGUGACAAACCGCCGCCAAUGCGAGAGGCCAGCUCCGUCGCCGAGGGUCUGACGAUUCACAGCUCCUCAUCUGACCAUGCGGCCAUACAAGCCCUGAAACUUCACGGCUGGGAUCAUACGCUUACUUACUCUCAGAAAAAUAACCAGCUAGACCAGUCUAUCCGCUUUGCUAGUGAGCUUCGUCCCUCUCCAACACUGCUCUGCACGAAGCGCGGGAAGCGUUGUCGUGCCUGUCGGCACAUCUUGUCAAAGCCUGAGCCAAAGAUCACUAGCACACGAUACAAGAUCAAGCUCUUGGCGUCGAACCAUAUACCUCGUCUAUCAAUUCGUGCGCUUUCUGCCUCAUUGCCUUUACCCACCGUUCCAAGUUCCGCUGCUCAGGGCUUUGACUACAGCCACUUACAGCCAGCCACGACAAUACACUUUUUGCUCACGGUCUCAAAUCCUUUAUUCGAGCCAGUUCGUAUUACGCUUGCCACUCCGUCUACUAUCAUGGGCAAGGUAAAGAGUAAAGUCACCAUACUUUGCCCCCAGUUCGACGUAGGCGCAAACACGGAUGUUUGGGAUGAAGCUUUGAGCUCUGCUCCUGCUAGACGUGGUGGGCCAUCCGACUCUUCGAGCGGAGUUGCAAACUCGACCCAAGUAGAGGCUGGAAAGAUAUGGGAGCGUGGCCGCAACUGGACCUCUAUCAUCUUGGAAGUCGUUCCCGGGAUCUUCGAACAGCAUCGCGGUCCGACAUUCGGAGGAGGUCAAAGGAGUCAGGACGAUGACGACCUGGCUGAGGAUGAGGAUGUUCUAGAAAUACCAAUCUUCGUAAGGAUUGAAUACGAAAGUGAUGUGGCAGUCGAGGAUCGUGCUCCUGGCACAGAGCACACUCGACUGGGGGGCAAGGAGAAGAGAGAGGAGGCGUUCUGGAGUGUACUUGGGGUCGGGAGAAUCAAAAGCUUGCCAUAGUCACAGAAGCAAUGUUCGCCAUCCAGAAAUAGACACAGACUUGUAAAAUACUAUAAUAUAUCCAAAGGGAGAGACUAUCUAUGCCAGAGCUCAC
Molecule: messenger RNA, 1525 nt
Organism: Mytilinidion resinicola
Lineage: Eukaryota; Fungi; Ascomycota; Dothideomycetes; Mytilinidiales; Mytilinidiaceae
Exons: 1
Coding region: 10-1431 (473 amino acids)
Cellular component (GO): dynactin complex
Source: RefSeq, a predicted model, not a curated record